Messenger RNA from Monopterus albus (swamp eel), 4391 nucleotides. Its product is annotated as cytosolic 5'-nucleotidase 1A-like. Gene Ontology annotation, biological process: nucleotide metabolic process; adenosine metabolic process. The transcript is spliced from 6 exons. Gene Ontology annotation, molecular function: 5'-nucleotidase activity; nucleotide binding; magnesium ion binding. Gene Ontology annotation, cellular component: cytosol; cytoplasm. The record is from RefSeq and is a predicted model, not a curated record. Lineage: Eukaryota; Metazoa; Chordata; Actinopteri; Synbranchiformes; Synbranchidae. Bases 184 to 1299 code for a protein of 371 amino acids.
AUUUAGUUAAGUGCCUCUGCAGCUGCAGCUCCUGAGCGCACCAAUACCGAAUUCAAACUGUGAAUCUGCAAGAGUGACUAAGGACUUAUUUGGAACUCUGCUAAAGAGAGAGAAACAAGAAAAGAAAGCUGUGAGGGGACAUACGGGGACUCAUUGUGUUCCUGAGAGAGCAGAAAAGGUAAAAUGAGUCUAAACAAUGGUCAAACUCUGACUGUCAGUGGACAGGACAUGACCAAAAAUGGCAGCAGCAACCGAGCCCCCUGGGACGAUGCCAGGACAGGGUUGAAGCCCUCCACCCCAACCAGAAAACCUAAACCACCCAAGCCAGAAAAUGCCAUAACCAUUGUCGUUUCAUCACGAGUCCUCUUCAACAUGGAGAAGGAGCAGCAGAUCUACAAGCAGCAUGGCAUGGAAGAAUACAUCAAAUAUCAGGUGGAACAUGAAACUGAGCCUUUCAGCCCUGGACCUGCCUUCUCCUUCAUCAAGGCUCUGGAAGCUGUGAACACUCGAUUGAGGGAGCUUUACCCCGAGAGUGAAGAGCUGUUUGAUGUUGUGCUCAUGACCAACAACCACGCCUAUGUCGGCCUAAGACUCAUCAAUACCAUCAAUCAUCACCCAGAGCUGUUCAUUGAACGUUUCUGUAUGACUGGGGGAAACAGUCCCAUUGGGUACUUGAAGGCCUACCACACUAAUCUUUACCUCUCUGCUGACCCAGUCAAGGUUCGAGAAGCUCUGGAGGAAGGUAUAGCAGCAGCCAUCAUGUUUACUCCAGAAAAGAUGAAGGAAGUGUCGGAGACUCAGCUACGUGUGGCCUUCGAUGGUGACGCAGUCCUCUUCUCUGAUGAGUCUGAACGCAUUUACAAGGCUCAUGGACUGGACAAGUUCUUUGAGCAUGAGAAGACCCAUGAGAACAAGCCGUUGGACCAUGGGCCAUUAAAGGGCUUCUUGGAGGUGUUAGGAAAGCUGCAGAAGAAGUUUUAUGACAAAGGCCAGCGCAUGGACUGCCCCAUCCGGACCUACCUGGUGACGGCUCGCAGUGCAGCCAGUUCUGGUGCCAGAGCCCUAAAAACUCUGCGCUCAUGGGGUCUGGAGAUUGAUGAGGCUCUCUUUCUGGCAGGGGCGUCCAAGGGCCCUAUGCUGGAGAAGAUCAGGCCACACAUUUUCUUUGAUGACCAGAUGUUUCAUGUGGAAGGGGCAGCAGAAAUGGGGACAGUGGCAUGCCACGUGCCCUAUGGCGAAGCUCAGAGAGUUACCAAGAAAGCAAUCAAGGACAAAGAGAUUUCUUCAGCACCCAAGUAGCUGAGACAUCAUGUUGCAGAAGAUCAGGAGACUAAAGACACAUUUUAUUUUGGAAUUCAGCAGCUGAGGAUGUCAUGACUGCUGGGACAUGUAGUAAAACCCUGAGUAAAGAUCCUGAAAAUCGGUUGAAAAACUUAUAUAAGUCACUGGAUUCAAUAUGAAUAGUAUAUAAUAUACUAAUAUGAAGUCAUAACAUUAAUCAGUUAAUAAAGAUUUUAUAACAUUUUGGUCCAGUCACUGAUCUAUUUCAUCCACUGGAUUUUACAUUAUCACAAAAAGUAUAACUUUCUAAUGAGGAUCCCUUUAUAAACAGUUGUAACUAAUGGCUUUAUUAAUCAUCAGUAAAUAAAUUUGAAACUUCACAGAUCAGUUAGAGGCCAGUAAUUGAUGAUAAAAAAAUCCUUUGACCUGUACGACCUUAUGGAAAAAUGCUGCAUAGGAUGAAGGCCAUCAUCCAUAUUAUGGCUUUAUAGCUGGACUAAAAAAAGAGGAUGGACACAUUAUUCAUAUCAGAUGACCCUAAAUUUGUUUUACUGAUGGCUUAUAAUGGCAUAUAAUUACUCUGGUAAAUUAAUUAAUUAUGCCAUUAGUUACACAUUACAAAUCUUUUCUAAAUAUUGCCUUAUUAUAAGGUGGUACUCAGUGCUGUUGUGUCUGCAAACAUUUCUAUUUACAGUUCAACUCCCAAACAAGCAACCUCCUGUGUUACUUCCUUUAUCUGUAUAUUUUUAACCCACAUUUGUAAACAUUAUAUAAUCCUUUUGAAAGACAAGAUGCCUAUCAAAAUAAAAUAUAUUUAAAAUUAAAUAACUAAAUAUUAGAAAUAUUUAGACAUUAGUAACUCAAAACAGUAUUUAUUUACAGGCCAGGUUAGUGAGGAAACAGCACAAAGUGAAAGUCUGAAUGCAGCCUGCAUGCGCUAACCUGUGCUGCACAACUAAAGACAUGCAAUCAGCCAUUUUAUGCACAAUAUUCAUUUGGAUUUAUACAACUGUAUCACUUUACUGCUUGUCUAUGUGUUUAAGAGUUUUUAAAACUGGAGCCUUCUGACUGUUUAAUGGAUUUUUGUUUUUUUGGUCAGUCUUGUCUCUUGUUGAUAUGUCGUACAUGUGGUUGUUUGAUCAGCGUAUGAAUGUAUUUUAAGAUUGCACAGUAAGCAUACUGGUAAAAUCUAAAUAUUUUGCUUAAUUUAUUUAAUAUUUCACCUUAACAGUAAAGACAGUGAAAAUACAUUGUAACAUAUUAAAUAUUUAUUGUGAGUUAUUUUAAAUUCUGCUGCUUGUCUUUUAAAUGCCCAGAGCUCAGUGUCUCCCAACAGUGUUGUUGCCUUCCCAUCGGUCUCAUUAUGCCAUUUAAGUGUAGUGUUAUUGUUAUCCUGUGCUGUGUAUGAUUAUGUAGCAAGCUCGUAUUGAGACCAAAGCUGCACAGAAAUCUGGGGAAAUCUAGACCAAAUGUUAAUCAUUUGUAUGUGCACUGUUAUGCAACCAAGUUGUGUCAAGACUUACUAAAAAUGACUGUGUACAAAAAAAUGCUUCUUGUCUAAAAACACAAAUGGGUUAUUAUUCACUGAACUGAAAGAGUUUUAAUCUUAAUCACAAAUUAGAAAAAGAGCAAGAGUAUGAAAGGUUUUACUUCACAGAGACCAGUGAGUGAACAAAAUGAGAUGAGAUAGUAUUCUUCCUCUUCACAUCAGGGAAGACAGAGACCAACAUGAAUUCAAGUAAUUUUUCAAACUGCCAUUAACUGAUUCAACAUCUGGCAAAAAGCAGUGAUUUAUUCAAAUUUGUGACUGUGUGAUUCAUUUUGCAGUAGUCAAAUGUCAUAACUAAAUGAUAUGUGGACAGUUUCACGACAUUAAUCUGUCCUAAAUGGUUACUAAAUGCCUCAGUUUGAUCACACAUUUAUUUUCACAUACUUUUUUUUAAACAAUUGCCACACAAAAUAAUUUACAAAAGGACAAUAAAUUGAAAGUAAACUGAACUUGUCAAUGUGUUCAGAGAUGUAAUAAUGAUCUUUUAGAUUUCUGCAUGCUGAUUUGAAGGAGAUCUAAAUUGUUGUUGUUUGCAUUUACAUUAGUUACUUAUAAGUUUCAGUUUCCGAGCCAUGACUCUUGCUGGUGACCUAAUGCUAUUGUCCUACCAUGGUAACCAAGUACCUGCCCUUAGGUAUUUGCAAGGCUGACGUGGAGUACAUUGCAUGAUUCACCUCACUGUGCAGCAGCGAUGUCCCAACUGGGAGUAAAUAACAAGCACAUCCAGUUAGGUACAGAAAGCCAUCAGUGUAUAGUGGUUUAUUACUUCAUAAAACUAUGGGUCAGUAAGAAGGUUCUCCCUGUGCCUUCGUGAGUUCUCUCCACAUGCCAAAGACAUACAUCUUAGGUUGGUUGACUACUCUAAAUUGCCUGUAGGAGUGAGUGUGUGUAUGGUAUUCCAGCUGAGGUGAAACCUGUGGUGCCCAGAGCAAUAGGAGCCUGGGCAACUGCAGCUACUGCACAUGGAUAACAACACAGCUAAGGUGGAUCAUGUGUGACAAACUAAUAGAACCUGUCUAGUUGUCUAUUGGCUUUUCCAAAUUAAAGGUGUUUACACUGAUUUGAAAAAGUAAACAUGCUGUUCAGUUCUCUCAUUGCCUAUUGCUGAAACACAAGAUAAGAGCAAACAAUAUAAUGUGACUACCAUUAGCAUGCUAAAUUAAAGUAUAUUGCACAUCUUGCGCCAAUAAAUAAAGUGCAAUAAUCAAUGUUUUUGCUUGGAAAUUUGUACUUGUGUUAUGACACACAUGGCGGUUAACCCCUCUUAUUAUCAGUUAUUCAUAUAAAUAGAUUUUAAAAAUGACACUGAUGCAGUAAACACUUUUCAAAUACAUUUUAUUAUGGAUUCCGGCUUCACUUGAAAGUCGGACUAUUCAGAUAUAAAUGUGUAACGCCAGAUAAUUAUAUCAGUUGCCCUCAGACUUCAGCUAAAUGCGCAGUGAGUUGUUGCUUCACUGAUACAAGAUGGCAACAUUUAGCAAGUAGUGCAAAGCGUAAAUACAACUGUCUUAAGCCAAUAUAUGAUCAUUUCAUGAUAUUCAGCUUCUCCUCAGAUUAUUAA